AUGGCAUUCCGGGCCAGGGCGGCCAUGGUGAUGACAGGGCCCCAGCAUCCCCUGCGCUGGGCGCGGGCACUGGCCACCAGCGCGGCUGCGGCUCCCCGGGCGGCGCUGCCCUUCGAGGCCAUGCCCCGGUGCCCGGGCAGCAGGUGGCUGCGGGUGCUGCGCGUCUGGAGGGAGGGCUCCGAGGACCUGCACCUGCAGAUGCAGGACACCUUCCAGGAGCUGGGGCCCAUCUUCAGGUAUGACGUGGGAGGGAGGCACAUGGUGUGCGUGACGCUGCCCGAGGACGUGGAGAAGCUGAAGCAGGCGGAGGGCGGCCAGCCCCGCAGGAUGGUCCUGGAGCCCUGGCUGGCCCACCGGCAGCAGCGCGGCCACAAGCACGGCGUGUUCUUGCUAAACGGGCCGGCCUGGCGCUUGGACCGCCUGCGGCUGAACCCCGACGUGAUGUCGCCGCAGGCCGUCCAGAAGUUCGUCCCCAUGGUGGACAGGGUGGCGAGGGACUUCUGCAGCGCCCUGAUGGCGAAGGUGCAGCAGAACGCACGCGGGAGCCUGACCCUGGACAUCCAGCCCAGCAUCUUCUACUACACCCUGGAAGCCAGUAACUUGGUCCUUUUUGGAGAGCGGCUGGGCCUCCUCAGCCAGAGCCCGAGCCGGGCCAGCCUGGACUUCAUCCACGCGCUGCAGGCCAUGCUGGAGUCCACCAUGCGGCUCAUGUUCAUGCCCCGGAGCCUGUCCCGCUGGACCAGCCCGCAGGUGUGGAAGGAGCACUUUGAGGCCUGGGACUGCAUCUUCCAGUACGCCAACAGCUCCAUCAAGAAAAUCUACCAGGAGCUGGCGCUCGGCCGCCCCCGGCACUACAGCGGUGUGGUGGCGGAGCUGCUGCUGCACGCGGACAUGACGCUGGACGCCAUCAAGGCCAGCUCCAUCGACCUCACGGCCGGCAGCGUGGACACGACGGCCUACCCCCUGCUGAUGACCCUCUUCGAGCUGGCGCGCAACCCCGAGGUGCAGCAGGCGCUGCGUCAGGAGAGCCUGCAGGCCUCGGCCACCAUCUCCGAGAACCCCCAGAGGGCCGCCGCCGAGCUGCCCCUGCUGCGGGCGGCACUCAAGGAGACCCUGAGGCUGUACCCCGUGGGCAUCUCUGUGGACCGACUGUUGAACUCGGACUUGGUCCUGCAGAACUACCACAUCCCGGCAGGGACGCUGAUCACGGUGCAACUCUACGACCAAGGACGCAACCCCGCCGUGUUCGCGAGGCCCGAGCUCUACCACCCGCAGCGCUGGCUGCACCGGGGCUCGGGCGCCAGGCUGCCCCACCUGGCCUUCGGCUUCGGCCCCCGACAGUGCCUGGGGCGGCGCCUGGCCGAGAUGGAGAUGCUGCUGCUGCUGCACCACGUGCUGAAACACUUCCAGGUGGACACGCUCACGCAAGAGGAUAUCAAGAUGGUCUACCGGUUCGUCCUGAUGCCGUCCGUCACCCCGCUGCUGACCUUCCGGGCCCUCAGUUAG
Molecule: messenger RNA, 1506 nt
Organism: Eptesicus fuscus (big brown bat)
Lineage: Eukaryota; Metazoa; Chordata; Mammalia; Chiroptera; Vespertilionidae
Product: cytochrome P450 11B1, mitochondrial
Exons: 9
Coding region: 1-1506 (501 amino acids)
Biological process (GO): cortisol metabolic process; cholesterol metabolic process; aldosterone biosynthetic process
Cellular component (GO): mitochondrial inner membrane; mitochondrion
Molecular function (GO): iron ion binding; corticosterone 18-monooxygenase activity; steroid 11-beta-monooxygenase activity
Source: RefSeq, a predicted model, not a curated record